AUGGACCAGAAAAGAAGAAAAGUGGAACGAGAGCGAUAUGAGGAAACCCAGAAGCCCGUCUACAUGCUAAGCCACCUUUACGAUGACAUUUCCAGUGAUAAGGAGUGCCUAAGUGAACCCGUGAAUCAGUUUAUCGAAAGUGACGAUUUAGAGGAAAUCUCAGUAAACUCCAUGGACUUCGAUUUUAUCGAUGGAUUACUCGGAGAAAGUGACUCUAUUAGUGACGAGAGGAUAGUUAUCUCGGAAGACGGGAACGAUAACAUGGAUACUCGUCAAGUGAUUGUGUGUGAUGACACUAAUUCUGACUGUGAUAACGAUUCCAUAAUGAUCGAAACAGACGAUAACAACAAUCGCGCUGUGACGAAGACUACAAUCUGCCUCGUAAUGAACCGGACCGUGGGACGGGACCCUUGCGGGACUGAGGAAAUUACACGCGACUCGCAGAUUGUGUAUUCUGAAGACGUGAACCCCGAAGACAUUGACUUUGAAUCAGUAGCUUCAGACAUUUUAAGUGAGGUCCCCAAACAUUUCACUGAUCCACAUGUACAUGUGAAACUUGUAAAGGGAAAUUUGUGA
Saccostrea cuccullata (small rock oyster) is the source of this 576-nucleotide messenger RNA. RefSeq lists its product as uncharacterized. The transcript has a single exon. NCBI's taxonomy places the organism in Eukaryota, Metazoa, Mollusca, Bivalvia, Ostreida, Ostreidae. The record is from RefSeq and is a predicted model, not a curated record. Bases 1 to 576 code for a protein of 191 amino acids.